GCAGUCGCAGUGGUGUUGAUACAGUUACUAAUUAAAGACCUAGCCAAAGGAAUACAUUCUGCAGUUAUGUAGCUGAAAUAAGGCGGACCCGACUAUGCUGGGCCCGGUUACUGUAAGCUACUUUUACGGUCUCAUUUGGGCCUGACAAGUGUUGUAGUUUCGUUUGUCUUACAGGCAGCUAAUUUUAGUAGCCACAUGCUAGCAGGCUAAAAAAAAAGGCUACCGUGAGUUUGUUUUUCUGUCUCGGCUAGCUAGUAGCCGUUCGAGUGAACGGACAGGCGGCUAACCUCGCUGCUGUAUAUGUUUUGAAUUCACCGAUGGUGUCUUUUGAAAAAUAAGUUAUCUUCCUCCUCCUCUAUACCAAGUGUCCAGCAAAGAUGUGGCAAAGUGUCGGGCUCACAUUGCUGGUCAUUGUGGCCACGCUGCUGUGUGCUCUUAUCUUCAUGCUGUGUGGUUGGUAUGUAGUCUGGCAGCUCUUCUUGUCCAAGUUCAAGUUCCUGCGCGAGCUCGUCGGGGAUGCGGCCGCAGGCCCUCAGGCUGAAACGCAACCGUCCGAAAGCAAGAGCGAACGCGCCGCUAACGUCCCCACUCGAAAUCGUCCCAGGACUGCACGCCAAAGAGUUGCCUUUCCAGAGAGCGGCACCUUGUAAGAUCAUCCACCGUGCACGCUCUCUCUUUGACACUAAAUUACAACAACCUUGAUGACACUCGCUCACUCUUGAACAUGGACGCUUUUUACUUGGACCGGGGCGGAUCUAAAAGGAAAAGCCAUUUAGCACACCAUCCAUUUGUAUGUUUGGACUUUGGACUGUUCACGUUCUUAAAGUGCAAUGAAAGGCUUGAAAGGAAGAGUCAGGGGGUAGUUUGAAGCUGCUACACACCGACACACACAAAUCAACGCUGCAGAAAAAAAAAAACACGCCUCUAGCAGCAAACCAUGUCCCCCCCCCCCCACCCCCCAAAAUCCUUUCUGCCUGCACUAGUGCCUGUCUGUAGAUGGCCACUGUUUAUCACAUCAUCCUCUUGUGUAGGCCUAUACCGUCUACAAUAAGUUAAUGGCCACUGUAGAAAAAAAAAAAAAAAAAGAAAAGCUGAGCAGUCCUUGUUGAUAUUUAUGUGAUCCAGCAUCCCUCCAAGUUACCUGUUGCACCUUUUUUAAUCGAUGACGAUUUCUGUGGAGCAGUUGCUUCAAACCAAACAUGUUGAGCCGAGUCCUCUUUGCUGCUCAAAUUGAAGCAUCACACUGUCAGAAAUGAAUGUCCUCACUAGUUCAUUUUUUUUAUAUAUUAAAAUCCUCAACAUUCUUUUAA
Doryrhamphus excisus (bluestripe pipefish) is the source of this 1310-nucleotide messenger RNA. RefSeq names its product small integral membrane protein 13 (gene smim13). Lineage: Eukaryota; Metazoa; Chordata; Actinopteri; Syngnathiformes; Syngnathidae. The record is from RefSeq and is a predicted model, not a curated record.